Molecule: messenger RNA, 1971 nt
Organism: Lycium barbarum (goji berry)
Lineage: Eukaryota; Viridiplantae; Streptophyta; Magnoliopsida; Solanales; Solanaceae
Exons: 4
Coding region: 765-1646 (293 amino acids)
Cellular component (GO): endoplasmic reticulum
Source: RefSeq, a predicted model, not a curated record
CAAUCAUCAUUGACUUCUCGUUUCAUGCCCAUCCCUUUUUUUUUUUCUUUUCCCUAAAAACCAAUAUUACUCCAUAUAGGAUAUUGGUUUGCAUUUAAACCAAAAAACAAAAACAAAAACAAAAAAGAGUCAAAUUCCUAAUUUAGAUAUUUCACCGUCCUCUUUAUUUUUUUCCCUUUCAACUCAGUUCAAAUUUCAGCUACCAACAGUCUCUUUUGCUGCUCAUUUUGAUUUAUUUUUUAAUUUAUAUUCCAAUAGAGAAAUUGGGUGUCCAAUUUGAUUUCAAUCUUUAAUUUUUCUUUAUUUUUGGUGGAUCUUUGGGGUUUCAGUAAUUCUGAUCUUAUAUUCAAAAAACAAAACAAAAAAACUUGUUGAUCAUUUGAUUACAAAUCUCAAAAUUUUCUGUAUUUUUUGGGAUACCCUUUGUGGGAUUUGAUUGAUUUUGAUUUAUAUUCCCCCCCAAAAAAACUAAUUUAUAAAUCAAUUUGAAUUUUCUGAAUCUUGGGGGUACUUUUUUUUGGAUUUUGUUUGUGGGGUUUGUUGAUUCUUGAUUAUUAUUUUUUUUUGGUGGGGUUUGAUUAAAAAUUUGUUUUUUUAAUAAAUUCAAAUGAAUGAAGAAUAGGGUGUCAAGUACAUCAUCAUCACCAACAUCAUUGUUUUUAGCAUUGGUGUGAUUUUCUUGUUUUUGGGAAGAAUAGUUUGUUUCUUGGAUUUUUUUGGUGGGGUUUGAUUAAAAAAAUUGUUUUUUUUAUAAACACAAAUGAAUGAAGAAUAGGGUGUCACGUACAUCAUCAUCACCAGCAUCAUUGUUGUUAUCAAUGGCUGCACCAAGGAGUUUAGUAGUAGAUACUGAGAGGUUGCUUACAAGGGAUGAGGAAAAGAAUUUAGAUACACCAACUGGUAAAAGAUAUAAGGAAGGGAAAUUUCCAUUGUCAAGGUGGGAGUUUGCAGCAGCUUUAGGUGUAUUUGUGGUGUUUUCAAUAGGGUUGUUUUCUAUAUAUUUGACAAUGCCAGCUGCUGAGUAUGGGAAACUUAAGUUGCCUCGUUCGCUUUCUGAUCUUCGGUUGCUCAAGGACAAUAUUGGAACAUAUGCCAAAGUUUACCCUGCUAAAUUCAUUCUGGGUUACUGCUCAACAUACAUAUUCAUGCAGACAUUUAUGAUUCCUGGGACGAUAUUCAUGUCCUUACUUGCUGGAGCACUUUUUGGUGUUUUCAAAGGGCUUUUCUUGGUUGUCUUUAAUGCUACAGCUGGUGCAUCAUCCUGCUUUUUUCUGUCUAAAUUAAUUGGCAGGCCUUUAGUUAACUGGUUGUGGCCUGAAAAAUUGAGAUUCUUCCAGUCAGAGAUAGCCAAGCGUCGGGAUAAGUUGCUCAACUAUAUGCUGUUCUUGAGAAUAACUCCAACAUUGCCAAAUCUUUUCAUCAAUUUGGCAUCUCCAAUCGUGGAUAUACCGUUCCAUAUAUUCUUCUCGGCCACAUUGAUUGGUCUCAUUCCAGCAGCAUAUAUUACAGUCAAGGCUGGCCUAGCCCUUGGUGAGCUGAAGUCAGUCAAAGAUCUAUACGAUUUCAAGACCUUGUCUGUGCUCUUCCUCAUUGGUUUUAUCUCGAUAUUACCUACCAUCCUGAAGAGAAAGAAAAUAUACGAAUAGAGCUCCUCCCAGGAGGCCAAUUGGAUCCUCUUGGAAAGUAACUUAUAGAAAAUAUAGUUUAAUUUUAUUUUUAGAGCAAAUCAGAGAGGCAGAACUUAGUGAUAGGUCUAUAUUUUCUAUAUGGCACCUGAAAUCCACAUUUAACUGCCCAAUGUGUUGGGAGUAUAGUGGAAAAUGUUGUGUUUUUUACCAAUUCCUUAUGAUUUUACCCUGUCAUUCGUUGUCCGACCCAAAAUUACCAGUAGUACUGUUUAAUGUAUUGUCAAAUGUAGCAGAUAGAUAUUUUUAUGGAUUCUGAUUCAAAAAUUCAUCUUAGUCAUCUCAA